Molecule: messenger RNA, 963 nt
Organism: Penicillium odoratum
Lineage: Eukaryota; Fungi; Ascomycota; Eurotiomycetes; Eurotiales; Aspergillaceae
Exons: 1
Coding region: 1-963 (320 amino acids)
Cellular component (GO): nucleus
Molecular function (GO): hydrolase activity, acting on ester bonds; zinc ion binding
Source: RefSeq, a predicted model, not a curated record
AUGAGCGUCACAGUCCAUCCAAGAGACCCUCCACCAUUGGGUGAGCUAGCAACCAUCAUUCAAAAGACCCUAGAAAUCAACUUUGCGCACGCGACAGCCCGUGUCGUGGAUUGUCCAGACCUACGACAACCCCCCUUCAACCUCGCCGCAGCCGGCCUCUCAGGAAACCCCUGCAUCGCCGAUAUCGGUGGACAGAGCAACCUGUUUCCAUCCCCGAAUCUCGAUGCUAAAUACUCCCUUUUGUCGCUCGCAAAGGAUAUGCAAAUGUCACCAGCUGGGGGCUUUUUAAUCGGUGCGGGGGCGGCUCCAUUCCAGGAUCUGGGUCAUAAUGCCGAGCUAGCGCCAAAUAUAUCCUGGAUCUCAGAAGGGGAUUCGCCGGAUUUCGAAAAUCCAGAUUCUUUGAAGGUUACUAAUAACACGAGAGUUAUUGAGAUUGAUGGCGAGGGGUUUUCGUCGUGUCAGCAUGCCGCCAGCACGAACUGUGCGCUUAUGAUGAAUUUGUAUGGGUCCCUUGGGGAUCCAGGUGAAGUGUUGAAGAUAACCGCGAGGGGGAGAAAGGGGGAACAGAACUUCACGAACUGUAUCCGUCUCGGAUUGAAGGCUGUUUAUGGAGAUUCGAAUCCGAUCAGUCUUGGUGGGGUUUUUCUUCUUAAGUCUGGGAAAGCUAUGUUUCAUGUUAUGCCUGACUUUCCAAAAGAAUUACCCUUUCGAAGUCGGGAGCAGUUGGAGAAGGAAUGGCUUACUUAUCAUGUCUUUGAUGCUCCUGUUGUGUGCUUGACGGUGAUGCAUAGCGCUGAUCCCGAGAAUUCGGGAUUACGGAUGGAGCACACCCAUUGUUUUGACGCUGAAGGUAGUCGCAAAGGUGGCCACUACCAUUAUGAUGUUCCUGGUGAUGAAGAAGUGGAGUACGAGGCUUACUUCAACCCUGCUUCUACGCUAUACAGAAUUGAUCAACCUAGUUGA